CUCUUUAGAUCUCCUGAUACCCUGCAGUGACUGGUGGGGUGCCCGUCUCUUUAGAUCUCCUGAUACCCCGCAGUGACUGGUGGGGUGCCCUUCUCUUUAGAUCUCCUGAUACCCUGCAGUGACUGGUGGAGUGCCCGUCUCUUUAGAUCUCCUGAUACCCCGCAGUGACUGGUGGGGCCCCCAUUCUCUUUGGUGCACCUGUUUCUCUGCUCAGAUCAGCCUUGUGGGGCCCCUUUCCUACCUACCAUGUUACCAGGCUCCAUCCAGAUGUCGGGGGAGACCCUCUCCAGUGCGGAGGUGAAGGGGGUGUGUGAGGGGCUGGUGGAGGGCACGGUGCGCCUCCUCUCCCUCCGCGGGUGCCACCUCUCUGACCGAGACUUUUCUCGGCUGUGUCAGGGGGUGUCAGAGUCGUCUUCCCUGGUGCAGCUGAACCUUAACCUGGGGGUGGUGUCCAGCACGGGCCGAGUCCAGCAGCUGGCACAGAGUCUUCACCGGAACCGCUCGCUGCAGUCCCUCUUCCUGCAUGGUAACCCCCUUACAGACACCGGCUUGUCCCUUCUCAACCCUGCACUGGUCGUCCACCCUGCACUGCUGUCUCUGGACCUCGGGGACUGCCUGCUCGGAGACGAGGGAAUCAGCCUGAUCUGUGGCCUCCUGCCCCCCGAUGGGGCUAAACCAGGUCUUCGGGAGCUGACCCUCUCUGCAAACCCUGGAAUAUCCUGCACUGGUUGGGCACGGCUGGCCAUCGCGGUGGCGCACAGUUCCCAAGUCCGAACCCUAAAUCUGGACUAUAAUCCACUGGGGGAUCACAUUGCCUCCAUGUUGGCUGUGUGUGUGGCCUCCAGUCGGACUCUGGAAGUUCUGGACUUGGAAGGGACUGGACUCGGCAAUCAGUCAGCUCAGAUCCUGCUGGACAUGGUGCGGAAUUAUCCGACCCCCCUAAAGUCUCUGGUACUGUCCGAGAAUAACAUCAGCCUGGAGCUGCAGCAGCAGAUCGCCGACCUGCUCUCAGAGGGUGAGGAUGAGGAUGAGAGCGAAGGACACGGACAUGAACGGCCCGUGAGGGAGAAGGGACUGAAGAGUAAUGUAGGCCCCGGACCUCAUAGGGUUCUCCUGACCUCCGGCAUUGGAGACAGCCUCCUCGCUGAGACAGAGAUGUGAGGAUCGGUUGCUGUCACACAACAGGGCGUCUGCUCGAGGUAACCCAACUCCUGAAGCCUUGAGUAGUGAGUGCCGGCACAUGCGCAGCCUCCACUGAUGGAGAAGACAGUGUGUCCACGGGAGUUGACAGAUGGACCAGUCCCAGUUUUGCACAUUCAGGAGUUUUGUUGCACAGAGGGUGUACAGGGUGUUGGCUCUUCUAUUAUUUCUAUAGAUAUAUAUAUAUAUAUAUACACACACAUACAUAUCACCAGGCACCUUAUCACUGACAAUAACCUUCAUGCUUGAGCAGAUUGUGCCCACCAGGGGGCAGUGACGUCCGGGAGGAAGGGGCGCUGCAGACCUGGUCAUUCUAUAAGCACAAGCUAAUAAAGGUUCUUACAUUCACGUGGCCUCAGUGUCUGUG
Molecule: messenger RNA, 1567 nt
Organism: Hyla sarda
Lineage: Eukaryota; Metazoa; Chordata; Amphibia; Anura; Hylidae
Gene: LRRC73
Product: leucine rich repeat containing 73
Molecular function (GO): protein binding
Source: RefSeq, a predicted model, not a curated record